CCCUCGACUCAGGUCCUCGCCGUUGCUGUCGCCGUCAGUCGUCUCGUCAGUCUCGCACCCACGUUUCACACCCCGCCUCCAUACCAUAUCUUUCUUUACCUGGCAAGAGACCACUCUUCAGGGCCAUUCUUUUAAGCCCUACCACUCCUCGCACACACAGAGACAACCGACUUUCACAAUGUCUCCUUCAGCUGUUGAUCCUCCCGCCGCGGUCGGCUCCGUUAAGGUGUCCAAGGCCAACAUUGGCGUCUACACCAACCCCGCACACGACCUGUGGAUCAACGAGGCCGAGCCCAAGUUGGAGGCCGUUCAGGCCGGCGAGGGACUGCAGCAUGGCGAAGUCACGGUGGCCAUCAGAAGCACCGGCAUUUGCGGGUCCGACGUUCACUUCUGGAAGCACGGAUGCAUCGGACCCAUGAUUGUCGAUGGCGACCACAUUCUCGGCCACGAGUCCGCCGGUGAGAUUCUCGCCGUCCACCCCAGCGUCACCCACCUCAAGGUUGGCGACAGAGUCGCUGUCGAGCCGAACGUUAUCUGCAACUCCUGCGAGCCUUGUUUGACCGGUCGUUACAACGGUUGCGAGAAGGUCCAGUUCCUGUCCACCCCGCCGGUCCCGGGUCUCCUGCGACGAUACGUGAACCACCCUGCUGUGUGGUGCCACAAGAUCGGUAACAUGACAUAUGAGAACGGUGCCAUGUUGGAGCCCCUAAGUGUCGCCCUGGCCGGUAUGCAGCGUGCCGGCGUGCGCCUUGGCGAUCCGGUCCUCGUCUGCGGUGCCGGUCCCAUUGGUCUCAUCACCCUUCUCUGUGCCAAGGCUGCGGGUGCCUGCCCGCUGGUUGUCACGGAUAUUGACGAUGGACGUCUUGCGUUCGCCAAGGAGCUGGUGCCCACAGCCAUCACCCACAAGGUCGGCCGCGGAACCGCCGAGGAGGAGGCCAAGCGCAUCGUCGAGUCCUUUGGAGGUGUUGAGCCGGCCGUGGUUAUGGAGUGCACUGGUGUCGAGAGCAGUAUCGCUUCAGCUGUCUGGGCCUGCAAGUUUGGCGGAAAGGUCUUCAUCAUUGGUGUUGGCCGCAACGAGAUCAGCUUCCCCUUCAUGCGCGCCAGCGUUCGCGAGGUCGACAUUCAGUUGCAGUACCGCUACUGUAACACGUGGCCUAGAGCCAUCCGUUUGGUGGAGAGCGGUGUUGUUGACCUCAGCAAGUUGGUGACGCACAAGUUCAAGCUCGAGGACGCCCUCGGCGCCUUCGAGGCGGCCAAGGACCCCAAGUCGGGUGCUAUCAAGGUCAUGAUCCAGAGCUUGGACUAAGCCAAGCCUGGUGGUUAGACGAAACGAUUGAUUUUUUUUUGGGCAUAAUAUGGCGAUGCUGGCGAUUUGGUGUCAUGGAUGGGUUUUUGACUAUACUUUAGAGAUGUGUUCCCAAUGAAUUCGUAUAACAAUAUGAAGCUUCAAUCAAAGUGACGAUUCUUUACUGUUGAUGAUAGUUGACGGACCAUGUGAAAGAAGGGUGAUGCUGAUGGUGAUGAUAAGGUGGGAUCCGGGGUUGUACCUUAAGUCAGUGACAAACUGCAACCUGGGAAUGGACAGACGAGGAUGCAGUGCCUAGGUAUCCAUUCAUGGCAAGAACCCA
Colletotrichum phormii is the source of this 1628-nucleotide messenger RNA. RefSeq names its product alcohol dehydrogenase GroES-like domain-containing protein. Gene Ontology annotation, molecular function: L-iditol 2-dehydrogenase (NAD+) activity. Bases 179 to 1306 code for a protein of 375 amino acids. NCBI's taxonomy places the organism in Eukaryota, Fungi, Ascomycota, Sordariomycetes, Glomerellales, Glomerellaceae. The transcript is spliced from 2 exons. Gene Ontology annotation, biological process: D-sorbitol catabolic process. The record is from RefSeq and is a predicted model, not a curated record.